AUGCGCUCCGUUGCGCGGGCCCUUGUUGCGUCUUUUUUUGCCUUGCGUUCCGUAAAUGGUUUUUGGGACCAUGACGGAGAAUCUACUUCUCAAGCCACCCCAACCGGCGCCGGCAAUUCGCCCCGUGUAUUGCAGUCCGACACCAGUACCACCUCCUCAGAUGUAUCGCCUUCUGCCGCCUGCUCGGGAACGCUUUUCUACUCCGGGUAUCUCCCACAGCUCAUAUACACGACCGUAACGAGCACCUCAACCAUCACUGGCUUCCAGCCCAUGCGUAUGCUGGAGCCAAUAUACAUUACGCCACUUCCGCCCUGCGCUUCGUACGACUGUAGUUUAGGGUUUCGCCAUGAAGACUCGUGUCGCCAGCUGUCGCUGCCCGUCUUUGCUCCCCUAAAUUCGCUGAUCUCGGUGACCAAAAAGACUACAAUCUACCAAGCACCUGUCUCAGUCACUCCUCCAGUCUUCUCUGGCCUAGGACAAGUCAAAAACACUAGGCUACCUACGGAAACGAUCACAGUCCCCAGUGCGCCAGAGUUUGCACACUGGAUUGAAAGUGCUAUUUUUGGCCAGAUUAAUCUAUCCAGUUCGCAUAGCGACUCAAACGGCCCUGCCCCUGAGCCCACGCGACGUCCCGAUCAAAACGACGAAACCAGACUACAGGGCCAUCCCACCGAUUCCGGAGGAGAAGGCCCGCAACUUGAGCCCGCCUCCACCACAGUACUUACACUGGCAGGCAUUCCAGUCACUAUUCGUGGGGGCCAGGUUACAAGCAUCGUUUAUGGCGACCCUCCCAUGACACAGGCAAUCAGUGGCCAAGCAACUCUUACCCUCACCGCGGCGAAUUCAGGUCGCACGGUUGAGUUUAUAGUCAGCCCGUCAGCAAUCAUUCAUGGCGGAGACAGCUUUCCUUUGAACCUGCCCGUACCGGCGACAAUAGCCACGGCAACGCGCGCAAUUAGCGAUGGCUCACAGACACAUCGAGUGUCAUCGCCGGAAGCCACCUCCGUCGAGCGCGAUCAAACCAGUACAGGCAGUAUUCGCGGCAGUGGAAUCGCAGAAACUGGCGGUGCAUCUCGCACUUCCUCCGUUCCUGGCAUGAAAAACUCCGCCACGAGUUCCAACAUUCCGGUCUUAUUAUGUGUUUUGGUCUUCGCGCCCUUGGCCAGUGUUCUUACACUGACAUGA
This is a messenger RNA of Ophidiomyces ophidiicola, 1185 nucleotides long. RefSeq lists its product as uncharacterized. Bases 1 to 1185 code for a protein of 394 amino acids. NCBI's taxonomy places the organism in Eukaryota, Fungi, Ascomycota, Eurotiomycetes, Onygenales, Onygenaceae. The transcript has 2 exons. The record is from RefSeq and is a predicted model, not a curated record.